UCAUAUAAUAUUUUGAUUUGUCUAUUCAUAAACUAUAAAUUAGUGCUCUUUAGUCCUCAUUAUUAUCUUUAUUAUUCUUCCUUGGGACAAAAGUUUAUUUUGGAUAUCUUAAAUUUUACUCUGGAGAUUCAUUGUAAUCAACCAGAUCAAAUACCUUUUGUUGAAUCUGGCGAUUAUGUGGCCUAUGAUAACGAGAAAGGUGGAGUCAUUCAGAAAUUGAAGGAAGAUGGAGCCAUGUAUGAGCUCUGGUUGGGGUCUGACGGUAAGUCGACCCAUAAGAUUUAUUAUUCUGACCUCCCUUGGCCGAUUGGGAAAAUUUUGUACCAUAAGCAAGUUCGUGUUGUGAAACAAUUACUUAGGAUCACGUCAGAAAAUGCUGAAAGAAGAGACGAAGAGAUACACAGCAGAGCAGUCCAGGCUUAUGGUGCAUUAUCAUCUUUGUUAGGAGAACAAUUGCCUACGUUUGGAUGCAGCUCUUCUUGGGCAUGCUCUGAAACAUCAGUUCUAAGAAGCAAGCGCUGGGGCCAUGCUAAUCUCGUUAGGUAUGCCGAGAUUUUCAAAACAGAGUAUUUCGAUGCAAGUUCAUCAUCUUCGUCAGUUCCCCAGACAGAUGCCAGCUCGAAACCGAAGAGCAAACCUAAGAGGGAGAAAAUGGAGGAAGAGAAGAAAUUUAGAAGAGCAGCGAAAUACUUUCUUGCUACACAACUUGUUGCCGUUUCUAAUUUUCCCCUCUACUUGGUGGGUCCAACGAUGCUGACGUGGAGCUUGGGGACGAUGAUGAUGGAACUGACUCCUGGCUAUGGAAGUGUUGGAUGGGAGCUAAAGAGAGCCUUAAGUCGGGGUUAA
Messenger RNA from Striga asiatica, 846 nucleotides. Lineage: Eukaryota; Viridiplantae; Streptophyta; Magnoliopsida; Lamiales; Orobanchaceae. The record is from the annotation of a GenBank genome assembly.